This is a messenger RNA of Camellia sinensis, 2313 nucleotides long. Lineage: Eukaryota; Viridiplantae; Streptophyta; Magnoliopsida; Ericales; Theaceae. The record is from RefSeq and is a predicted model, not a curated record.
AUGGAGAAGAAAAUGUUGAUGAAUUUUCUUAUACUAUUAUUGGCGGUUCUGGUUUUCUUUCACUUGUCCAUGGCAUCAAUGGAGAAGAAGAACGAUGUACAGAAACGAACAUAUAUAGUACACAUGGCGAAAUCCCAAAUGCCGGCGAGUUUCGACGAACACACUCAGUGGUACGACUCGUCUCUCAAAUCAGUCUCCGACUCAGCCGAAAUGCUCUACACAUACAACACCGUGGCCCAUGGAUUUUCAACCAGGUUGACUGUUGAAGAAUCUCAGUCACUCAAAUCCCAACCCGGGGUUCUCUCUGUGUUUCCCGAGACCAAGUACGAGCUUCACACCACUCGGACUCCUCACUUUCUGGGCCUCGACAAGAACCCAGAUUUGCUACCCAAGUCAAACUUAGUGAGUGAAAUUAUUGUUGGAGUGUUAGACACUGGUGUUUGGCCGGAGAGAAAGAACUUCGACGAUACCGGACUGGGUCCGGUUCCGAGUAAAUGGAAAGGGACUUGCGAGACCGGUACAAACUUCACUGCAUCGAACUGUAACCGGAAGCUAAUCGGAGCGAGGGUUUUCUACAAAGGCUACGAAGCCGCGGCCGGUCCGAUUGAUCCAUCACAAGAAACAAAAUCGCCGAGGGACGACGCUGGCCACGGGACCCACACCUCCAGCACCGCCGCCGGGUCCGUCGUCGUCAACGCUAGCCUCUUCGGUUACGCUUCCGGCUCCGCUCGAGGAAUGGCUUCGCAGGCGAGGGUGGCUGUCUACAAAGUGUGCUGGACCGACGGCUGCUACGGCUCAGACAUAUUAGCCGGCAUGGAUAAAGCAGUCGACGACAACGUCAACAUUCUCUCUUUAUCGCUCGGCGGUGGAUUUGCAGAUUAUUUGUCAGACACGGUCGCAAUCGGAGCUUUCGCGGCCAUGGAAAAGGGCAUCCUGGUGUCUUGCUCAGCCGGUAACAGUGGGCCGGAUCAAUACAGUCUCUCUAACCUUGCUCCGUGGAUCACCACCGUGGGUGCCGGAACUUUGGACCGUGAUUUUCCGUCGGUCGUUAGACUGGGCAACGGUUUGAAUUUCACCGGCAUGUCACUUUACAAGGGUGCUUCAUCGCCGAAAACGUUGCUGCCACUUGUUUACGCUGGUAAUGCUAGUAAUGCUACAAAUGGGAAUCUUUGUUUGCAAGGCACUUUGAUUCCUAAGAAAAUCCGUGGGAAAAUUGUGGUGUGUGACCGCGGAGACAAUCCUAGGGUAGAGAAAGGGGCUGUGGUGAAAGCGGCUGGUGGUGCCGGGAUGGUUUUGGUGAAUGGGCCGGAGAAUGGCGAGGAGGUGUUGGCAGACGCCCAUCUGCUGCCGGCUACGGAAGUGGGUUACAAAGCCGGCAAGCUAAUAAAGAAAUAUUUGUUUUCGGAUCGUAAUCCGACAGCCACGCUUCUUUUUGAGGGAACGAGGGUGGGGAUUGAACCGUCUCCGGUGGUGGCGGCAUUCAGUUCAAGAGGACCAAAUUAUCUCACACCGGAGAUACUCAAGCCCGAUCUUAUCGCACCAGGUGUCAACAUCCUAGCCGGUUGGACUGCUACAGAGGGACCCACUGAAUUACCUAUUGACAAGAGACGCGUUGAGUUUAACAUUAUUUCUGGCACGUCUAUGUCUUGCCCACACGUGAGCGGUCUUGCGGCAAUACUCAUGGCGGCGAAACCCGAGUGGAGCCCCGCCGCCAUCCGCUCCGCUCUUAUGACCACCGCCUACACUACGUACAAAAACAAGCACUUAAUCCUUGACGCAGCCAACGGAAAGCCAUCUACGCCGUUUGAUCACGGCGCUGGACACGUGGACCCUAUAUCUGCCUUUAAUCCCGGACUCGUCUAUGAUAUGGACGUCAACGAUUACUUGGGCUUUCUCUGCGCCUCAAAGUUCUCAGCGUCGGAUAUUCACACAAUCUACAGACAGAAUUUCACAUGUGACCCAGCAAAGAAAUACAGUUUUAGUGAUUUCAACUACCCUUCAUUCUCUGUACCUCUCCAAGGCACAAAAAGUGGCCACCGAUACCGAACCACAGUGGUGAACCAUUCAAGAACCCUCACUAACGUUGGCUCACCCACAACUUACAAUGUGUCUGUUCAUUUAAAAAGCAAAUCAGUUAAAGUUUUGGUUGAUCCAGUGUCCUUGAGUUUCGCCCGAUUGAAUGAGAAGAAAACUUAUACGGUGACGUUUACAAUCGGUUCAAGGCCAACUAAUACAUUUAGCUACGGAUGGAUCGUGUGGUCAGACGGAGAGCAUGUUGUUAGAAGUCCGAUUGCCAUCAGCUGGAUAUAUUGA